UGGUGGGUAGUGGUGCCAAUCUGUUUUGAAUAGACAAUGACUGCUCGAGUUGUCUUCUCAGGCCAUGCCACAGGACAGAUUACACCCUCCAAAGCAAUGGUAGGGGCUCUUCGUUUCUUGCCUAUGAAAACAUGUCCGCUUAAGAUUAAUAACACGAAGAGUGUAGGGCAGCAUAUAUACAUGAAAGCAAGGAUAUGGAACAAACCCAUCAGAGAACGUAGGUUGAAGGUAGUCAUGUUAUCAGCGAGCAGUGGUGAUAUUGGGCCUAAUCUACUUUCUUCAUCUGACUCAAUUAAGCAAUUCUAUACCUCUAUCAAUGAGAAGAAUUUGAACAAACUCCGCGAGUUCAUCUCUGAUAAUUGUUAUUUUGACGAUUGCUCAUUCAUCAAACCAUUCCAGGGGAAAAAGGAGGUUAUGGAGUUCUUUGGGCAACUAAUCACGAGCAUGGGUCAAAAUGUCAAGUUCAAGAUAGGACACAUGUGCGAGGGAGAUGAUUUUACAACUGGAGUAACUUGGCAUCUUGGUAAUUCGAUCUCAUCUCUCGUUGUCUCAAAUGAAUUUAACAAUGUUGUUUCUCAUCAGCACGAUAACCAUCUUUUUAAGUGA
Molecule: messenger RNA, 606 nt
Organism: Camellia sinensis
Lineage: Eukaryota; Viridiplantae; Streptophyta; Magnoliopsida; Ericales; Theaceae
Source: RefSeq, a predicted model, not a curated record